Messenger RNA from Pyricularia pennisetigena, 1317 nucleotides. RefSeq lists its product as uncharacterized. The transcript is spliced from 2 exons. The record is from RefSeq and is a predicted model, not a curated record. The coding region runs from base 1 to 1317 and encodes 438 amino acids. Lineage: Eukaryota; Fungi; Ascomycota; Sordariomycetes; Magnaporthales; Pyriculariaceae. Gene Ontology annotation, molecular function: O-methyltransferase activity.
AUGCUGGCCGCCGAGAAAGUCAGCGACGCCAUCAACGGCACCGCAGACGGCGCCACCAAUGGAACCGUCAACGGCAGCGCCAACGGCAAGCACGCCGUUGUCGACCUCGCCAUCGCCACACAGCCCGCGGACCUGGCCGCGGUGCCGGAGCUCGCCAGGGCCAUAGCCGCGACGGCGGACUCGGUGACGGCCGAGGACCAAGAGUCCCGGUACGAGCUGCUGAUCAAGGCGCGGUCGCUGGUGCAGGCGCUCGAGACGCCGCGCGAGACCAUGAUCAAGCACUGCUGGGCGCAGACCUCGGCCAUCGGCGCGCUGACCUUUGGCAUCGACACGGGCCUGUGGGAGCUGAUGGCCCGCAACGGCGACAGGCCGCAGGGCGUCGCGGAGCUGGCCGGCCCCCUGGGCAUCGACCCGGCGCUGCUGGCCCGCGUCAUGCGCCACGUCGCCGCCAUGGGCUACCUCAAGGAGACGGGCAGGGACCAGUACCAGCCCACUGCGUUCAUCAAGGCCCUGACCAUUGACAUCAUCAACGCCGGCUAUUUUGCCGCCACGUCGGCGUCGGCUGCCGCCCAGUUGAGGUUCCACGACUAUGCAAAGAAGCACGGCCUCAAGAACCCGGACGACCCCAAGGACACGUCUUGCAACCACGCCUACAACACAAAGUUGAACUUUUUCGAGUAUCAGAUCGAGCUGGGCUACGGCAUGCACUUCAACCACCACAUGGCCGGCUACCGCCAAGGCCGGCUCCCCUGGAUGCACCCCAGCUUCUACCCGGUGCAGGAGCGGCUGGUGGCGGGCUUCGACGCAUCGACGGCCCUCCUGGUGGACAUCGGCGGCAGCAUCGGGCACGACAUUGCCGAGUUCCACCGGCACCACCCCACGGCGCCGGGGCAGCUGAUCCUGCAGGACCUGCCGGUGGUGAUCGAUGAGAUCGAGCCCGGUUCGCUGCCGGCGAGCGUCACGCCCAUGCGCUACGACUUCCUGACGGAGCAGCCGGUCAAGGGCGCGCGGGCCUACUACAUGCACAGCGUGCUGCACGACUGGCCGGACGAGGUGGCGGCGCAGAUCCUGGACCGCAUCAAGGCCGCCAUGACGCCCGGCUACAGCAGGCUGCUGAUCAACGAGAACGUCGUGCCCGACAGCGGCGCCUGGUGGGAGACCACCGCGCUGGACUUUAUGAUGAUGACGCUGUUUUGCGCAAAGGAGAGGACCGAGGCCGACUGGCGCAGCCUGCUCGAGGGCAACGGGCUCAAGAUUGUCAAGAUCUGGAGCGGUGGCAAGGGUGUUGAGAGCUUGAUUGAGUGUGAGCUGCCAUAG